Brachypodium distachyon (stiff brome) is the source of this 6075-nucleotide messenger RNA. Its product is annotated as mediator of RNA polymerase II transcription subunit 14. Bases 241 to 5532 code for a protein of 1763 amino acids. NCBI's taxonomy places the organism in Eukaryota, Viridiplantae, Streptophyta, Magnoliopsida, Poales, Poaceae. The record is from RefSeq and is a predicted model, not a curated record. Gene Ontology annotation, biological process: regulation of transcription by RNA polymerase II. Gene Ontology annotation, cellular component: mediator complex; core mediator complex. The transcript has 8 exons. Gene Ontology annotation, molecular function: transcription coregulator activity.
GUCGUCGCACGCUCCCGUUCGGGCCCGACCCAGCGCAGAAGCUGAAAGCCCCGAUCCCACCCUGCGCGGGCCGCCGCCGCCGCCUCCGAUUUGCCGCCGGCGGUCUUCCCCCGCCGCCUCCACUGAAGCGCUUUCCCCUCACCCACCCACCCCGCUGCCGUUCCACAACGGCGGCCUCAAUCUCCUCCCAAGACCGUAGUCGCGGGAGCUGAAGCUGAGGCGGAAACCCUAGCUGCGGCGAUGGCGGGGGAGCUGGGCCAGCAGACGGUGGAGCUUGGUGCCGUGGUGCGGCGGGCGGCAGAGGAGUCGUACCUGGGGUUGCGUGAGCUCGUGGAGAAGUCACAGGCGGAGUCUGAGGGGAAGGGCGCCUAUGGUGGGCGGCAACGCUCGGACUCUGAGAAGAAGAUCGACCUGCUCAAAUUCAUUGCUCGCACUCGCCAGCGCAUGCUCCGUCUGCAUGUCCUCGCCAAGUGGUGCCAGCAGGUUCCUUUGGUUCAGUACUGUCAACAACUUGGAUCGACUCUUUCCAGCCAUGAAACAUGCUUCACCCAAACAGCUGACUCACUGUUCUUUAUGCAUGAGGGGUUGCAACAAGCACGAGCUCCUACAUUUGAUGUUCCUUCUGCUUUAGAGGUUAUGCUUACAGGCAGUUAUCAGAGGCUGCCAAGAUGUAUAGAAGACAUUGGGAGCCAAAAUAAACUUUCUCCAGAUGAAGAAAAACAUGCUUUGCAGAAGUUGGACACCAGUGUGCGGUACAAAGUACUCAUGACCCCAAGACCCAAAGAAGUAUCUAAUGUUUCAGUAACUGAUGGGAUAGCUGUUUUUCGUGUGGAUGGAGAAUUCAAAGUUCUUCUCACAUUAGGUUACCGUGGUAAUCUAGAUUUAUGGAGGAUAUUGCACAUGGAGUUACUUGUUGGUGAGAAGGGUGGCCCUAUUAAGCUGGCAGAGAGUAGAAGAUUUGUUCUUGGUGAUGACAUAGAAAGAAGGAUGGCGGUUUCUGAUAAUCCCUUCUCUGUGUUGUAUACUAUACUUCAUGAAUUAUGCAUUUCACUUGGUAUGGACACUAUUAUUCGGCAGGCUAAUGUUCUUCGACAGGGGAGGUGGAAAGAAGCAAUAAGAUCUGAACUUAUCUCAGACAGCACCACAGGACAAACUGCAAAUGCUGCUCCAAUGCAGCUUGGUCAAGAUGGGGAAUUUGAUUCAAGUGGUUUUAGGUUACCUGGGUUGAAAGUGAAUUACUGGCUGGAUGAAAAAAACAGUGGCACAGCAGAAUCUGAUUUAUCUCCAUUUAUUAAAAUUGAGGCAGGGCAAGACUUGCAGAUAAAAUGUCAGCAUAGUUCAUUUAUACUUGACCCAUUGACAGAUAAAGAAGCUAAUAUUUCUCUUGAUAUGUGCUGCAUUGAUGUCGAGAAACUCAUUUUAAGAGCAAUUGCUUGCAAUAGGCACACACGCCUUCUUGAUAUUCAGAGACAGUUGUGCAAAAAUGUGCAAAUUUCGCAGUCACCCAAAGAUGUUAUCUUGAAACGAGAUGUUGAAGUAGCAAGGGAGCCACAUAAGGUAAUGAAAGCAGAGAAAAUGGGCUUUGCAGAUUGUUGUGGAAAUGAAGUGCUUCAAGUGAGGGCUUAUGGUCAAGCAUAUAUUGGUCUUGGAUUAAAUAUCAGGAGUGGUCGCUUCCUCCUCCAAUCACCCAAGAAUAUCUUACCACCUUCUGCGCUGCUGGAUUGGGAGGAAGCUCUAAACAAAGGCAGUGCCACGGCGACUGAGGUUUUUUCAAGCUUAAGGACCAGGAGCAUUCUCCACCUAUUUGCAGCUACUGGAAGUUUUUUUGGCCUUAAGGUUUAUCAGCAGUCUCAGGGUACCCUAAAGAUUCCAAAGGCCAUAUUACAUGGUUCAGAUUUGAUGGUCAUGGGAUUUCCUCAAUGUGCAAAUGCCUAUUACCUGUUGAUGCAACUUGAUAAGGACUUCAGGCCCGUUUUUCAUUUGCUCGAGACCCAGUCUGACACAAGCAACAAGGCUAAUGAAAAUAUAGAUGCUAAAGAAGCCAUGCGGGUAAACAAGAUUGAUGUUGAUCAGAUGCAUAUAAUGAAAUAUGAAAACAGUACAAAUCUUUUUGAUACGAAGCUGCACACCCUACAAAGUAUAGAGAGCUGUGAUGACAUGAUGGACAAUGGACUUCCUAUUCAGAAUAUGGGUGACCCUCUUCCAUUGCUGCCUGCUUGUUCGCCAUCUUUUUCUUCUAUUGUUGACGAGAUCUUCGAAUGUGAACAUGAUUCUACCUUGCCCUCUGCUUCUCAUGUGGGUUCUUGUUCACUUGGUCUUCAAGGGGCAAGUACCAGAGCUAUGUCACCAAUGCAGGAUGGAGCCUCGUCUCAUGCCCAAGCUAAUGUUACUUCAAUAGUUCAUCCCAGUGUCAGUUUGAACAGCUAUUUCCCAAGUAGUUCGAGACAUUUACAAAGUACAAACACCUUUUCCUCUAGCCCUGUAAGAAAUUCGUCUGCUAUCAAGUUGUCAGGCUCUAAAUCCAAUCGUGACCUGAGCUCAUUGAGCUCUCCAAGUGAGCAUGGUAGUGCAGAUGGAAAUAAUACACUACAGCUCAUCCCUUCAAGCAAGGUUAACAGCAAUCAAAACCCUGGUCAAAGCUCUUAUUCAGGCGGUCUCAGGAACUCUUUGCCUGGUCAUUUGGCUCAUGUUUCAUCCACCAUAGGAGGAUUAGGAAAGGCCAUCCCUGAAGGAUCUGAUUGUGCAUCUAGAAAGCGUUCUCUCUCAGAUUUCCUACUGAAUCUCCCUUCGCUGCAAGGACUGAAAUCCAGUGAGCCAAGUAAGCGAAGAAAACUAUCAGAAUCAAUGCAGAGUUCCCCUCCUUUGCAGGCACAACGAUCUAAUUUGCAAUCAAGAACCAAACUCACCUAUGGAAAUAUUCUCGCCGAAAGAAAUAAUUGUGUUCCAGCAACUGUAUAUGCUUCAGUUCUUCUACAUGUCAUACGGCACUCUUCUCUAUGCAUCAAGCAUGCUCAACUAACUGCGCAGAUGGACUCUCGUGCUAUUCCUUAUGUCGAGGAAGUGGGCAUGCGGUCACCAUCCUCGAAUCUUUGGUUAAGGUUACCUUUUGCUCAAGAUGAUUCUUGGAAACACAUAUGCUUACGCCUUGGUAAGGCUGGAAGCAUGUCAUGGGAUGUUAGGAUAAAUGAUCCGCAUUUUAAGGAACUUUGGGAACUCAAUGCAGGAAGCACCACAACACCAUGGGGUGCUGGUGUUCGCAUAGCGAAUACUUCUGAGAUGGAUUCACAUAUCUCUUUCGAUGCAGACGGGGUUGUUUUAACUUAUAGCACUGUGGACGCAGAUAGUGUUAAGAGGCUUGUGUCAGAUUUACAUCGGCUUGCCAAUGCACGUGCAUUUGCUCGUGGAAUGAGAACAUCGAUUGGUGUGAAACUUGAUGAUAAGCUAGAUGACAGUCAGACAUCCAUGGGGAUAAAAUCACAGCCCGUUCACAAAGGCAAUAGUGAUGCUGCGGACAGACUAUCUGAACAGGCGGGGAAGCCAUUCAGGAUUGAAGCUGUUGGUCUAAUGAGCUUUUGGUUCAGUUAUGGCCCUACCCAUAUGCCUAUGGUUCACUUUGUUGUCGAAUGGGAAACUGCCAAGGAAGGCUGCACAAUGCAUGUUUCACCUGACCAGCUUUGGCCACACACAAAGUUUUUGGAGGAUUUCGUGAACGGUGGUGAGGUACCAUCCUUCUUGGAUUGUAUUCGAUUAACAGCGGGACCUUUACUUGCUCUCGGGGGUGCAAUUCGUCCUGCUCGAAUGCCUGUAACCGUUUCUUCUGGAUACACCUCCAUGCAAAAGCAGACAAAUAAUGUCCCGACGCAGGGCCCACUAACAAAUGGUUCAUCUGCAACAACUAUGCACCAUGCUUCUGCCCCAUCCAAUGUUGCUGCAGCCCAUUUGGGCAAUCAUAAUCUUCAUGCUGCUGCUAUGCUCUCCGCAGCUGGACGUGGUGGAUCUGGACUUGUUCCCAGUUCAUUACUGCCUUUUGAUGUUUCUGUUGUGCUUCGUGGACCAUACUGGAUACGAAUUAUAUAUCGCAAGAAAUUUUCUGUUGACAUGCGUUGCUUUGCUGGGGAUCAGGUUUGGCUACAGCCAGCAACCCCUCCUAAAGGUGGGCCUUCCGUUGGUGGAUCGUUGCCAUGCCCACAGUUUAGACCUUUCAUAAUGGAGCAUGUUGCUCAGGGUCUAAAUGCUCUUGAACCUGCAUUCAUGAAUGCUACACAGGCUGCUCCACACUUAAAUACCAGUGCUCCACAAUCUGCUGCUAGUGCAAAUCGUUUAAAUGUCACGCCUGGUGUUCAUAUGUCCAGGCCAACUUCUGGUGUUGCUAACCAGAUGGCAGCUAGUUUGAGUCGAGCAGGAAAUGCCAUGUUGUCUUCUUCAGGACUUGCUUCAGGGAUUGGUGGAGCCUCUGUGCGACUAACACCUGGAACUGGCCUUCCAGUUCAUAUGAAAGGAGAACUGAACACAGCUUUCAUUGGGCUUGGGGAUGAUGGUGGCUACGGUGGCGGUUGGGUUCCACUGGCAGCUCUCAAGAAGGUGUUAAGAGGGAUUCUCAAGUACCUUGGAGUUCUAUGGUUGUUUGCGCAGUUACCUGAACUUCUGAAGGAGAUAUUGGGGUCAAUUUUGAAGGACAACGAAGGGGCUCUUUUGAAUUUGGAUCAAGAGCAGCCUGCACUGCGUUUCUAUGUCGGAGGUUAUGUAUUUGCAGUUAGUGUCCAUCGGGUUCAACUGCUUCUGCAAGUUUUGAGUGUCAAGCGGUUUCAUCACCAGCAACAGCAACAACAAGCUCAGAGCAAUGCUCAGGAAGAAUUAACAGCGGCCGAGAUCAGCGAGAUAUGUGAUUAUUUCAGCAGGCGUGUUGCCUCUGAACCAUAUGAUGCUUCGAGAGUUGCUUCUUUUAUCACUUUGCUUACAUUACCGAUAUCAGUACUUCGAGAAUUUCUAAAGCUGAUUACUUGGAAGAAAGGGUUUUCCCAGGCCCAUGGUGACAUUGCCACUGCUCAGAGGGCCCGUAUUGAGCUUUGCUUGGAAAAUCACUCAGGGUCAGCUUCAGAUGAUAACACAGAAAGCUCUUUAGCUAAGAGCAAUAUUCAUCAUGAUAGAGCCCACAGUUCAGUAGAAUUUGCACUCACCUUUGUACUUGACCAUGCUCUCAUUCCUCACAUGAACGUAGCUGGUGGAGCUGCCUGGCUUCCGUAUUGUGUAUCUGUAAGACUGAGAUAUUCUUUUGGGGACAACAGCCAUAUAUCAUUCCUUGCAAUGGAUGGGAGCCAUGGUGGGCGAGCUUGCUGGUUGCAGUAUGAAGACUGGGAAAGAUGUAAGCAGAAGGUUGCGAGGGCAGUGGAGACUGUGAAUGGGUCCGCUGCUGUUGGAGAACUUGGGCAGGGAAGGUUGCGAAUGGUUGCUGAGAUGAUCCAAAAGCAACUCCAACUUUGUCUACAGCAGCUGAGAGAUGGAUCACUUUCUGCUGGCUCAACUGCAUCAUGAGCUAAGUAGAGCCAGGUUAGAGAAUUUUGUUAUAAUAGGCCGUUUCCUUUGAAAUGAAAGUGUUGGCAUUUGGUGUUGGAUAAAGGGGCCAUCUCGCUUUCGUUGCUGCCGGGGAUAUCGGUUCUGAGGCGCAGGCUUGUUGGUUUAUAUGGCAAUUUUGUACAGCAAAAGGGUGUCGUGGGACUGUUGUUAACAAGUUGUUUUUGAUGCUUUUAAUCUGGUAGAUAAGGAUGUAUCUGGUAUGUGGGGGCAUGGUGUACAUUAUAUAUGGUAUUGGACUUGGAAUCCUUUUGUGUGUAAGCUUAAGAAGCAUUCCUAAUUUUUGUCUAGGAUUCUUGAGGGAAAAUGGUUUGUGUUCAGAAUGUUAGAUGUAGCAAAUGAAAUUCUCGAACCUUUUGCAAGUUCUUUUUGUAUUGCUGAAAUCAUUUGUGGUAAUGUUGUAAUCACCAAUUCAUGGGAAAGAGACCAGUUAAGUUUAGCCUGGCUACCACUUGUAUUGUGAUAUAUGUACAUUUAUUAUUCUCUAUUUGAUAUUUUAGCCCC